Messenger RNA from Penicillium daleae, 1884 nucleotides. Its product is annotated as EXO70 family protein. The transcript has 3 exons. Bases 1 to 1884 code for a protein of 627 amino acids. Gene Ontology annotation, biological process: exocytosis. Gene Ontology annotation, cellular component: exocyst. Gene Ontology annotation, molecular function: phosphatidylinositol-4,5-bisphosphate binding. Lineage: Eukaryota; Fungi; Ascomycota; Eurotiomycetes; Eurotiales; Aspergillaceae. The record is from RefSeq and is a predicted model, not a curated record.
AUGGUGGCCCCCAGGAACACCGCAUUUGCGGAGGAGAGCGCCGAGGUAGAGGUGCUGUACGCCAACCUCGAGAAGCUCAACCGCCUCACCAAGAAGAUCCAGGGCUCCCUGGUGCGCUUGGAAACCAGCGGAAAGGUUGUGAAAGAGGCUAUUGGUCCUAUUUACAGCAAUACCCAAUCACUGCAGAUUACCAACAGCAACAUUGACAAGGUCAACGAUGCCAUUGACCGUCUGCGCCAGCCUCUCGAUGCGAAAAGCCGCGAAGAGGGCAUCAUCCGCGCAGGACCAAAGAUCUCUGGUCUGUCGCAGUAUCUGUCGGCGAUGAAACGUGUUGAGAAAGCGCUGGUCGACCUCAACACGACGAACCUUCGGUCGAACCAGAAAGCAAUGUCCGACUUUAACGCCCUCAUCAGUACAGGAAGCAACAUGUUACAAGAUACUUUCAAAUCCGAAUUAUCGCAGCAUGUCACACCUAUCGAGCCGCUACACUAUCUGACAAAAGAACUACCCUUCCCUUCCCUGCCCGAAGAAACUAUCUCACAACUGGCACAGCUGUGCUCGGCAAUUGGGUCAGCAGCGAUUCAUGGGCCUCAGCGAGGAAAAGGCGAGAGUCCUGCACUCAAGAUAUACUCAGACGUACGCGGGCCGUAUCUCACCGCUAGCCUCCAGAACCUGUCGAUCGCAUCGCUCAACACCGUCAAGCGACGCCCGACAGAUGGCCCUUACAAACAAGGUACGAAUGGAAUUGGGAUUUAUUCGAAUGCCCUGGAGGGUUUCAUUGUCGCGGAGCAUGGGAUUAUCGUGCAGAUCUUCACCGGGGAUCAACAAGGCCUUGUUCUCCAAGCCACCUUCCUCUCGGCAAUGGGGGAGUACUCAAAGACUCUACGUGAGCUGAACCAAUACAUCAAGGCCAACUUGAUGACGGAUUGCUUCUUGGCAUUUGAGAUUAUUGAAAUUGUGACUGCAAUGUCUUAUCGCAUUGAUUCCAAGACGGCGGAGCUCAAGAGUCUAUUGAUUGAGGCUCUACGACCAGUUCGUGAAACUGCCAAGUCAUCGCUUUCGGAGCUUCUAGAAGAAACCAAGCGCAAAGCUGCCACUGCCCCUCUACCCCCAGACGGCGGCUCUAUACCUCUUGUUGACGAGGUGAUGAGCUCCUUGUCUACUCUGACCGGAUACUCGGGGCCUCUUGCAUCUAUCUUGACAUCACUUGGAGAUGGCAAUUGGCGCUCCAAUUCGAACACUGCGGGCACGGCUCCUCUAGAUGUUGGCCCCGACAGUGGCACCUUGUUCUCUCACUUCAUUCUGGACAUGAUCGAGGCUCUGAUGAACGCAUUAGAAUAUCGCGGCCGAGGAUUCCACCGAUCAAAGGCUGCGCUUGGUGUAUUCUUGUCCAACGUGUUCUGCAUCGUUGAUCGAUCUAUCCGACAAAGUCCCGAGCUAGCACGUUAUCUCGGUGCACCAGAUAGCAUCGCCCGAAUUGACAGCUUCCGCAAACGUGCGACAUCGACAUAUCUCGAUGCGUGGAAGGAUACGUCACAGUGUCUGUUGGAUGUGCAGUACACUUCCCGAACCGGCGCACGGCCCAGCUCCGGGGGCGCGGUGGAUUCCAGCGCAAUUGUCAAGAAUCUCUCGUCUCGCGACCGGGAUGCCAUUAAGGAAAAAUUCAAGACGUUCAAUGCGAGCUUCGAUGAGAUGGUGUCUCGGCACAAGAACCUUCAUAUGGAGCGAGAGGUACGGUCUGUCCUGGGCCGAGAGCUGCAGGCUGUUCUGGAGCCGCUCUAUGCUCGCUUUUACGAUCGUUAUGUUGAGAUCGACAAGGGUCGUGGCAAGUACAUCAAGUACGACAAAGCCAGUCUUGCAGUGCAAUUGGCGCAGCUGUCUUAG